AUGAUCAGACUAGCGUUUUCACCGUUCUCCUUAGCUACAAGGCGGUCUUUCGUAACAUUUUCACGCAAUGCUUUUGUCAGAAGGACUUUCGUGGCCACGCCUUUCCUCAAAAAUGGCACGUUUAAGGAGCAGCCCAUACUCACAGAUCCUUCUAAGGGUACCAGCAAUUCGCCCCAGAAGCCUCAGAACGACAAGAAUGAGGUUGACAACGUGAAGAAGGUUUUCAAACCCGAGGAGCUAGAGUCUGCAAGAUUGGCCCGUUUGGCAAACUUGGGCUGGUUGUCCAAGCUUCCUGAAAAAUGGAUACCGUACGCUGAGCUUCUGCGCUUGGAAAAACCCGUCGGGUCUCUUCUUUUACUAGCUCCUUGUUUCUGGGCAAUAACCAUGGGUGCGUACUCCAUAGCUGCUCCGAUUACCACGACAGUCUCUACAAUUGUCUUGUUCACCAUUGGUGCUUUGGUGAUGAGAGGUGCUGGCUGCACCAUCAACGAUAUUUUGGACAGAAACCUAGAUAACCAAGUUGCACGUACUGUAGAGAGACCUCUUGCGAGUGGCAGGGUUUCGGUGCCCCAGGCUGUGGGGUGGCUAGCAGCUCAAUGCUUUGCUGGCUUGGCGGUGUUAUUGUCACUUCCCUUUGAAUGUUUCUACAUUGGAGCUUUGUCCCUUCCAUUCGUUGCUGCAUACCCAUUAUUCAAAAGGUUCACAUACUAUCCUCAGGUGGCACUUUCAAUCACAUUUGCAUGGGGCUGCUUACUAGGUUUCCCUGCCGUUGGCGCCCCUCAAAACCUCUGGGUCGUUGCUCCCUUGUUUAUUUCCAAGUUUCUCUGGUGCAUGAUUUAUGACACCGUCUAUGCUCAUCAAGACAAGGUUUACGACGUGAAGGCAGGUAUCAAGUCGACAGCGUUGGCAUGGGGCGACAUGAGCAAGCCAAUCAUGUACACUAUGGGAGGGUUACAAGUGGCAACUUUCUUGACUGCUGGUUUCAUGAACUCUAUGGGUCCCUUCUUCUACUUGUCCGCUGCAUGGGGUUUCCAGCGACUUUUCAAGCAGCUCAAGACUGUCGACUUGGACGAUCCAAAGAGCUGCUGGAACGUUUUCACGGGUAAUAUUCGUACUGGCUAUAUCUUCUGGAUCGGCAUGAUUGUCGAUUAUUUAUUGAAGUUGGCGGGUUUCUUAUAA
Molecule: messenger RNA, 1179 nt
Organism: Candidozyma auris
Lineage: Eukaryota; Fungi; Ascomycota; Pichiomycetes; Serinales; Metschnikowiaceae
Product: 4-hydroxybenzoate octaprenyltransferase
Exons: 1
Coding region: 1-1179 (392 amino acids)
Biological process (GO): ubiquinone biosynthetic process
Cellular component (GO): mitochondrial inner membrane
Molecular function (GO): 4-hydroxybenzoate polyprenyltransferase activity
Source: RefSeq, a predicted model, not a curated record